AUGGCUGCAUGUCCAACAACCUCACUGGGCAUCACCAGACUCGAUACCGCCGGCCGCUACCCACCAACCAACCCCGGAACUUUCGAGAUGUUGCUAGGCAAAGCUGACGCGGCGGGACAGGGCUUCACCAUCGACACGAAGAUCCUCUGCGUUGGUGAUGCUUCAGGCUCGCUCCAGCCUGCCGCCAUCGAGAAAUCACUGAAGGAGAGUUACGAGAGAUUGGGGAUGCAUGAUGCCCCGGCUAAUUCGGUCAACGUGCUGUACUGCCACAUGCCCGGCCUCCAGACUCCUCUAGAGGCGCAAGCUGCCGGUCUAGAUGCUCAGUAUAAGAGGGGGUUGUUUAAGAAGCUCGGAGUAUCCAACUUCUCUCCAGAUAUGCUGACCGAGUUCAUCGAAAUAUGCGAGCGCAAAGGCUACGUCAAACCGAGCGUCUACCAGGGCCAGUAUAACCUCAUCUGUCGUGGAGUAGAGGAGACAUUGUUUCCAGUUCUUCGCAAGAAUGGGAUAUCAUUCAAUGCGUUUAGCCCCCUAGCCGGCGGUUUUCUUACGGGCCAGUUCACUGCCGGACAGACCCAGGGCACUCGCUUUGAAGAAGGAAACGUCAUGGGUCAAUUCUUCCGGGCUCAGUACGACAAGAAGGAAAUGCAUGAUGCCAUUGCUCGUGUCAGGGAGACGAUCGAGCCCUUGGAUAUCUCCAAUGCGGAGGCGAGCUUGCGGUGGAUCUACCACCACUCGAGUCUCGGGCUUGGUGACGGCGUCAUUCUUGGUGCGAGCAGGCCGUCGCAGCUCGAGCAAAACCUGGCGGGUAUUGCCAAAGGACCACUCCCUGCCCAUGUUGUCGCUGCUAUAGAUGACAUCUGGAACUCCAUUUCUAAGUAG
This is a messenger RNA of Phialemonium atrogriseum, 879 nucleotides long. Its product is annotated as aldehyde reductase. The record is from RefSeq and is a predicted model, not a curated record. NCBI's taxonomy places the organism in Eukaryota, Fungi, Ascomycota, Sordariomycetes, Cephalothecales, Cephalothecaceae. Bases 1 to 879 code for a protein of 292 amino acids. The transcript is spliced from 4 exons.